Colletotrichum spaethianum is the source of this 234-nucleotide messenger RNA. Its product is annotated as calmodulin. The coding region runs from base 1 to 234 and encodes 77 amino acids. Gene Ontology annotation, biological process: spindle pole body organization. Gene Ontology annotation, molecular function: calcium ion binding; enzyme regulator activity. Gene Ontology annotation, cellular component: central plaque of spindle pole body. The transcript has 2 exons. The record is from RefSeq and is a predicted model, not a curated record. NCBI's taxonomy places the organism in Eukaryota, Fungi, Ascomycota, Sordariomycetes, Glomerellales, Glomerellaceae.
AUGGCACAGAAGGUGCAGGUCGGCGAUGCCGAGGAAGAACUCAAGAACGCUUUCAAGGUGUUUGACCGUGAUGGCAGCGGCACAAUCUCCGCCGAGGAGCUGCGCCACGUCCUAACCUCGCUGGGUGAGAACAUGACCCCGGCUGAGAUUGAUGAGAUGAUUCAGAUGGCCGACAAGGACGGCGACGGGUCGAUUGACUAUGACGAGUUUGCCUCGAUUAUGAUGAGAGAGUAA